Molecule: messenger RNA, 2392 nt
Organism: Pelobates fuscus (common spadefoot toad)
Lineage: Eukaryota; Metazoa; Chordata; Amphibia; Anura; Pelobatidae
Exons: 21
Coding region: 66-2237 (723 amino acids)
Cellular component (GO): nucleus
Source: RefSeq, a predicted model, not a curated record
ACGAGGAAGCAGCUGAGGAACCGAGUAUUAUAAAUCUGUCAAUCUGUGCCAAGUCUCCCAGCACGAUGGAAGCAGCAUGUCAUUUCUGUCACGACCGGGAGCGGAAUAAGGACAGCGGAGAACUCCUGAAACUACCGGACGAUACCGUUAUUGCUCAUUACAAAUGCAUGUUAUUUUCACCAAAGACGUUUACAUCACACUCAUCUGAAAGUGUUUUGCGGGGAUUUAAUGUGAAGUCCGUCAAAAAGGAAAUAAAACGUGGAAAAACAGUGAAAUGCUGUCUGUGUAAGGAAUAUGGAGGGACCAUUGGAUGUAACAUAAAAGCAUGCAGGAGGACGUAUCACUAUUCGUGUGUAAAGGAGGCUGGUGGUAAAUAUAUCAACGAUGAUAUUAAAGAGAAAUAUGAGAUAUAUUGUUCGGAACAUAAAGAUUAUGGAAACAGGGAAUCUUUGGGAAACUUUGUGAAGAUAGCUCCAAAUGGUUUGGAGGAGGAUGUAGAUGGUGAUGAUGAUGAUAACUCAAAGAGUGCGGACAAUAAAUUAACUUCAUCUGCUAAAAAGAGGAAAAGGAUACGUAAUAAUACUGGAUUUCCAAGAAAAAGGAGGAGAACACAUUCUAAAGGUGUAGCUGCACAAGAUGAAAACAUACUACCGGGUAAUGGCUAUAAUCCGGAAAUGUUGCAAAAUGAGCCAUCUACAUCUUCAAAUGUACAACCAGGAACUAGUGGAUCAAAUAGUGACAAACAGAGUGAUUCUGAAACUGAUGAUGAAUUUUAUGAUGAUGAAUUCAAUAGCACCUCCACAGGAAAUGAAGGUAACAUUGCAUAUAAACAUGAACCAUGUACACCUGAGCAUUCACCAUCUGGGGUGGUUGAAACUUCACCAUGUCUAGGCCACACAGAUAUCAAAUCAACCGAACAAUCCAGUCUGGAUCAAGGAAACCUGUUAUCUGCUAUUUCACUUAGUAGAAAAUGGAAAAAGCAAGAGGCCAUGACCAGUGAGCAUACAGAUUAUGUAACCCCAGAUGUAAAGGCUGUCCAUGACGAAUUGUAUGACGAUUUGGGAGGAUCAUUUCCAAGUGAUAUUACUGCUGCCGAUGAAAUUGGAAAUGGCAAAGACGUAACCAUGACAGAAUCAUUCAGAUGUGAAAAUUCACCGUCUGAUAGUAAAGAACAUGAACCAGUGACAAAUACUUUGAAAAUCCCUCAGUCACAUCCUGUAGAACCAUCUACGUGUUCAACUGUCCAAAUAGAUAUAGGAGAUUUAAAGCCUUCAGGAUUUCAUGAUGUUCAGGUCUCAAGCAAAGAGCCCCUGCCUUCUAAUGCAAAUGACAAAGUGACACCACAAAUCACAAACACUAUUAAAGUAGAACAUAAAUCUGUGACUCCACCAAACAGUUCUCAUGAAGCCAAGGAAACACAGCAGAAAAGCUUCCCUAAUGCAAAAGUUAAUUUACUGGUAAGGUUCCCUGGAGGUUCUGACAUGGAACAUGGAGGUACAUUAUUAGAACCACCCCCAAGCAUCUCUCCUGAAAGAAGCACAAUAAUUGCACAGCUUGAUGAUUCUGCUGAAGAAAAGGGCACUGCUAUGGCACAGAAAGCAAAUUCUAGCACUGGAAUAGACAAGUUGGAACUGCAGUCUGCAAACGUUUCCACUGAAAAAUCCAAAUCAGUGGGAAAGCAUACCAGUUCUACUACCCAAGAGAAUAUUUCAGAAACAAUGACUUCUAAUUCACUUUGUAAACCCAGCGUUUUUGUUACAAAAGACUCGUCGGUGACAGCACCUGAGGACCUCAGCUGUCCAAAACAUGUGAUAAAUAAUAUGGAUGUGCUUACACCAGUAAAUCCAGAAAUCGAUGUAUCAUCUAUCAACUUAAGUUCUUCACAAAAUGCUGAGCUGUUUAUUCGCUAUAAGAAGAUCAAAGAAACGAUGUCCAAUGUAGGAGUAAAUGCUGGUUUAUGUAAAAAAUUCUGGGAUAUCUGCCAGGAAAAGCAUUGUAUGGAACUCUUCUUAAAGAAUAUUAAAAGCUCCAUAGAAUUAAUUACAGAGAAGAUUCGUGAAGGAAAGGCGUUAGAACAAGAAUAUCGCCAGGCAUUUAUGUUUCUGAUGGGAAGCAGUUAUCUUGAGGGAAUAAUGAUAAAGGAAAAAGAAGAAAUCCAACAAAGAAUGCAAUGUAUUGAAGAGGAGAAAGAAGAACUGUCCAAAAAAGUUACAUUCCUGACUGAUUUAUUGACUUGAUCCGAAGAAAAUGAUAUACAUCCUGAAAUAAUUAGCAGAACUAAUAAGAAUGUGACCUUUUGAGAAAUAUAUAUGUAUAUAAUCCUGAUAUGUUAUACCUGGUUCCACUAUUUUAUGAUCUAUACACAACAGAUUACCAUUUCCAUUAUAGUAAA